CUGCCGGCCGCCACGCUCAAAUCAAUCCUUACGGCCGUCCCGACUACAACCACAUCAGCUCGCUAAACAGACACGCCAAGAUGAAGGUGUAGCAGUCCCAACAUAUCGACUCACUUCGGCGAUAUCCUCAUCUAAUCCUUAUUCGUGCUCCCACCCGUCUCGCGCAGAGAAGCAGCGGCAAAAAUGGCUGUAAAAGCUCUCAUCUCAACCCUAGAGGAUGAAAUUCUCGACCCCGAAGAGGAAACAUUCUUUCUCUUCUCCCACAACAUCCCGUCCUCGAACCUGGGCUUCAUCGACCCGAAAGCCACCGAACUCUCCCUGACGCUGGCGGGCAGAGACUUCACGAUCCACCAGUCCCCCACGGUCCUCUCAUCGACCCGCGCCGGAGGCACGACCGGGGCCGUCCUCUGGAAAAUAACCCCCCUCUUCGCAACCUACCUCUCCUCCCCAUCCUCCCCCUUCACCCCGCUCUUCACACCAUCCUCGACAAUCCUCGAACUAGGCUGCGGCAUCUCCCCGCUAACAGCCCUCCUCCUCGCCCCGCGCGUCGCCCGCUACGUCCUCACAGACCAGCCCUACGUCGCGCGCAUGAUCCACCAGAACCUCGAAGCGAAUCCCCUGCCAAAGUCCUCGUCAUCCUCCUCGUCCUCAUCAACCUCACGCCGUUCACGAAAAGCAGCAGCAGCAACAAGCUCAUCAACAACAACAUCGUCAACUGCCUCGUCAUCAUCACCAGGAACAAUCUCCUUCCACCCCCUAGACUGGGAACUCGACACCCCAGACCCCUCCCUCACCGGCGUUCCCCCUUCUUCCGCAAACAGCUUCGACGUCGUGGUGUGCUGCGACUGUAUCUACAACGAGGCCCUCGUCGAGCCACUCGUCUCCACCACCGCCGACCUCGCUCGGUUACGUGUACGUGCCCAGCAGGAAGACCAAGACCACGACGACGAUAACAACCCCUCCUUCUCUUCAACAACGGCCCGGUCCGAGCCGUGCGUCUGCAUCGUGGCGCAGCAGCUCCGCAGCCCCGACGUCUUUGAGGAAUGGAUCGGCGCGUUCCAUCGCAACUUUCGCACCUGGCGCGUGCCGGAUGUGUUGCUCCCCGAGGGGUUGAGGAUCGAGGCUGGGUUUGUGGUGCAUGUUGGGAUUUUGAGGGAGGCUGGGUGGGAUUUCUAGAUGCUCCUCCUCUGAGUAGCUCUAAACACAGCAGCGAUUCAUCAUUACUAUCCUUCACAUCACGAUCUCCAUUGAAGAUAUACAAAGUCGUAAUAGUCACCAUGGCAAGAGGUUGGAA
Colletotrichum acutatum is the source of this 1294-nucleotide messenger RNA. RefSeq lists its product as uncharacterized. The transcript is spliced from 3 exons. The record is from RefSeq and is a predicted model, not a curated record. Lineage: Eukaryota; Fungi; Ascomycota; Sordariomycetes; Glomerellales; Glomerellaceae. The coding region runs from base 184 to 1176 and encodes 330 amino acids.